GUUACAGUAAUCCAGGCGAGAUGUGACAAGAGCAUUGACAAGUAUGGCGGUACUGUGUGGUGUGAGUGAGGGACGAAGACGGUUAAUUUUACGGAGAUGAAAGUAGGAAGACCGAGUGAUAUUAUUUAUAUGUGCUGUGAAGGACAGAGUGCUAUCGAGGAUGACACCAAGACUCUUAACCUGAGGGGAGGGUGUGACAACAGAGUUAUCAAUGGAUAACGAAAGACUGGUUGGAACUGUAGUCAGAUUUUCUUUGGAAGCUGGAUAUUAUUCGCCGCAGAGUCUCCGAGCCUUCAGAUCGGGGCUCAUUGGUGCUACAGUCACGUGGUUCUCCUCCGCGAAGGCUUUGCCCUCUGCAGAUCCUCGGCACAGAGAGCGAUGCUGAGGCUGAGAUGUGAGAUGCAACUCAGAGGGUCCCGCGCAUAGAGGCAAAGUUAUGGCACGAUCAUCCCCGGAGAAAAACGCGCCGCAGCAGUCUCUCUGUGCCGAGAAGUCCCUCAAAGGUGACGCGCACGUCUUUCAGGGGCGCAGAAGCUCGGAGCGAGAAAACCCCAAACUACGCGUCAAAACAAACUAGUUCAAAGCGGGACAGAAGCAAGUCGACGGCAGGGGGAAAUCACAGCGGUGCUGAGUUGAAGUGAGGGGCGCAAUGCAACAGGCCUGCGAAGUGAAGAUAAGGACUGGCUUGCAGCUACACACGGUUAUGAAGCUGAUUUUGGUGCAGCUGUAGUUCCAAGUGCCCUUCAAUUAUUCUGAGGGUGGUACUCAGAAACUAGGACUUCUGACAUUUCUCUUCACCUACAGUGCCUUCAGGGAUUCUACCUGCAAAACAUAACAGUGAAACCAGGGCCAUAAUGAACCUGUUCAGGAAGGAUGCCAUGACCUCGAAGAAGGACAAAGAGAAAGAGAUCCAGUAUGAGGACCCUCCAGAUGGAGGCUGGGGCUGGAUGGUCGUGCUACAUUGCUUCCUGGUAAAUGUCCUCGUUAUGGGCACCCUAAAGAGCUUUGGGAUCUUCUUUGUGGCGUUCCAAGAUGAGUUUGGUGGCUCUGCAGAAAGUAUCAGCUGGAUCGGUUCCAUCAUGUCGAGUCUGCGUCUGUCUGGAGCGCCCAUCGCCUCUGUAGCAUGUGCCAAGGUGGGAGUCAGAGUGACCUCGAUUACCGGUGCAGUGCUGGUUAGCGGAGGCUUCCUGUUGAGUAUAUUCGCCAGCAGUGUGGUAUUCCUUUACAUCAGCAUGGGAGUGAUAGUUGGAAUGGGGUUUGCACUACUGUAUCAAGCCUUCUCAGUGGUCACAGCGCUGUACUUCCGAAAAAGGUUAGCAACGGCAUAUGCUAUUGGACGCUCUGGGAUGGGUUUGACCUUUGCUCUCGCUCCCUUCACUCAGCUGCUUCUGGACCAGUAUGCUUGGCAAGGAGCCAUGUUGAUUCUCGGUGGUCUCAUGCUGAAUCUGGUGGCCUCUGGCAUGCUGCUGCGACCCAUCAAUGUAAAGCCACCUGUUUCAAACCCUACCUCCUCUGCCAUCCAAAAGAGUCCUGCUGUUUCUCUCAAGAGCUCCUCAGAAAAGGAGUACUCCAAGAACUGUUUGAAUGGGUCCACUCACGUUUCCAAUGGCGUCUCCAAAUCAGACUCUCUUCAAUCCCCUCCUCCCUCUCAUAGGGACACCGUGAACGUGGGGGGGCAAUGUACUCAGGGACUCCAGGACCAGUCAGUGAACCCUGAACUGACCAGACUGGUCCUGAAUGGAGUAAAUGGCCAUGAGCCCCAUCAUGACCUGGGUCAGUGUAAACCCACAACUCCAGAUUGCUCAGCGGAGCUCAAUGGCAGUAUGAAUGGGUCCACGAUUGUUGGAUUUUCCUCACAUGCAAGCUCGCCAAGUGAGGUGACUGUGACAAAAACCAAAGUACUGGAUUUCUCUUUGCUGAAGGACCCUUUCUUUUGCAUAUACACUUGGUCUUUGGUCUUCAGUCAGCUUGCCUACUUUAUUCCCUAUUUCCACCUGUCUGCGCGGGCCAGAACCCUGGACAUUGAUGCCAUGGAUGCUUCCUUUAUCAUCUCUGUCGCAGGUAUCACAGAGACCAUCGCCCAGUUGGCCUCGGGCUGGGUGACAGACAGGAAUCUUUUCCACAAGUACCAUUUCCACAAAGCCUACCUGAUCUUGUGUGGCUUGGUCAACCUGCUUUCCCCACUGGCAACUUCUUACAUCCUGCUGAUGGUCUACGCAGUCUUCUUCGCCAUCUUCUGUGGCGGCUACAUGGCGCUGUUGCUGCCUGUUUUGGUAGAUCUCGUGGGGUCGGAGAAGCUCAAUAACUCCAUGGGCUUCUCAAUGUUCUUUGUCGGCCUGGGCUGCCUCACAGGACCUCCUUUGGCAGGGUUCUUAUAUGAUUACACUCAGACCUACGACUGUUCCUUCUACCUGGCGGGGCUCUGCUAUCUACUCUCCUCCCUCUCCCUGUUUAUGGAGCCGCUGGCUCAGCGCUGGAAGGCCAAGAGGAAACUGUCCCAGGCCAAGAGAGCAGAAAGCAGCUGUAAGACCAAUGGCUGCUUCACCCCUGACCGCCUGCAGAACGGCGCUGUGUAGGAAUUAACUCCAGGGUUCGAUCUGGAACCAACGCGCUCACGAUGACAGGCCUGCCCACUGUUCACCUUGGACUCCAGCUUGAAGUCGGGACCUUGUCCGUUCAUUUCAGCAGGAGCAUAACGCGGGCUGCACAGGAACAUGAUGUUUAAGAACUUACAGUAGUCGGGAUGUGGAUGAAGAAAAAAACGACUUUUCUGAACCUUCAAAAGCCAAAAUGUUAGUGCUCUUCAAAAUACUUUAUCCCCCGGUGUUCUGAUGAGAGGCACACCGAUUCAAAACUGGAGAAAAUCCUUGCAUACAACACCUGCCACAAUUUAUUAUACGCACAUAUGCAAGCAUAACUUAUUGAGAGAGAAACAUAAAACUGCACUGACUCCGCAGAAAUGUUUUGUUGCUUAUUAUAGUGCUCGGAAAGAAGCUAUGCAGUUGAACUCGAAAUCCUGUCUUCUGUCGAGUUUCCUUUCUUUUUUUGUAAUGAUCCAUGGAAGCACGCAUCCAUAAUAAAGUACCUUUCACCUGAUGUCUUUGGGAAGCUUUUACCUGUAUCUGGUAAACAUUACUCACUGAUAUGCACUUUGGGCCAGCUUGUGAUUAUGCUGCAUGCCAUUUUCUCAAGAUAGCCGAGAUACCGAGCAGCCGUAUUAUUUCAGCCUGCGCCUGUGAAACAAUGCAUAAUCUGUGAUACGAAGCCAAAAAGCCUGCAUUGCUUCUGCAGUCUAACUGAGAAAAUGUAUCUCUUUGCUAAGUAGAUUAUUGUAGGCGUGUGUUUUACUGGUGUACUCACUUUGAGACUCGCAGUGGCAUUCUUGCAUUUUUCCAAACACUUUUUUUUGUCCGUUGAGUAUUUCAGCAUCUUUUUAUACUGUCACAACAUUCAGUGUUGUUGACCUUCUUCUCAGAUGUUUGAGCAUCAUGCUUUCAGGUUUUUUUCCCCCACAGAAAUUGUUCUGCUGUGCCUGUCACCUCUGGAUAUUUUUUUUUUUAUACCACAUUCAUACUCAUUUUCAGUUCCCCAGAUGCUAAUGGUGGCAUUAGCUCCGUUUGUCAUACCUUUCAUGGCUUUCCUGGAGUCACAUGAGAAGUUUUAUGCUUUUUAGAGCCCAGGAGUUUUCAUGGGUGUGCAUUGUGCCGUGGGAGGGUCUUCGGCCAGCUUGAGCAUUUAAGGGCUGCAGGACGUUCGCAUGAAACGCAAGCUGCUUGUGGGGCGUUCACUUACCCCAGCUCUUUCACUGUUGUCAUGCAAAGUAGCCCUUUUAAAGCUUUUACACAUCAGCUCCUUUUAGCAAUAAAUGCAUCUGCUGAAAUGUUUGUCCCUUAUUUUUAACUGACAUUUAGGCUGCUUUCAGCACUGCAGGCUGACACUUUAACUGAUUCUACUCAAAUGUCUAUUGAACUAUUUUAACCGACAUUCAGCUGCUGUCAUUACUCACCUAACACUUUCACGCCGUAGUCUUCAGCUAUCUUUAGUGCCUCAAUUUCUUUUUACUGCUUCAAUCAUUCACUAUUUGUUUAUAACUUUCUUCUGUAACACUGCAAAUGAUUAUUCAGUUGCUUUCUCCUGUGAAGUAACUGGUUUUACUGGUUAGUAAACUGAGAAUUCAGUGGCAACACUUUGAUUUCGCCUAACCUCCUUUCGGUGCUUCAAAUUCAGUUCAGACUUACUUCAUCUUUUUUGAUCACAUAGGAUAUUUUAAUCUGUUACACAGUGAUUACAGCUGCAAUCUUCUGCACUAUUUUCUUCAGAUUUUUUUUAAAAAUGUAUUAAAUUAGAACCUUGGUCGUUUCCUUAUAUAACUAUAAACUACCUUUCUCCUUUUCUAGGUCACUGAUUCAAACAUUCAGAUGUCAGUUACGUUAUCUUUAACUUGUCAGCACACGCUCAUGAGCUGUUCUAUGCAAAUGCACAGAGAGAGAGAGACUUUCCUUUGGUAAAUGCGCACACAAACACACGUUUUCUCCUCUGCAACUAUUACCAGCUCCUGAAAGCCUGUUGUUCAGUUAAGGUUUCAGUGUUUUCUUUGUCGCAGUUAGACCGAGGAGCGAUGGAGCCGACGAGCACCCCUGAAAAGCAGGACUUUUUUUGUUCUGUUGUGUUUGUUAUUUUGUCAUCCUUGUACGUCCUUGUAUGUCUCUGACCAACUGUGUUGAUGGUGUAAUGUUGACCAUGUAAAUGCACAGUGCCACAAGUGGACUGUUUAAAACUGUUGCCCAGUCUUUACAGUGCCUGCAGGCAGCCAGUGAAUGGCAAUGCAACUUCUAAUGAUAUUGUAUUUGUACAUGGGAGUCUUAAAUCUUUUUUUUUUAAAUGUAGAGAGGGUUUUGUUUUGUUCUUUGUUAAUUUGUUUUCAAUGGACUCCUUGUUUUUCACCACUGUUUGCCUUACAAGGUAAUGUGUCUUUUACUAACUUCCUCCGAUAUCAGCCAAAGAUCACGUUAGAAAAAAACCUACAACUUGAAGCUUAUUGCUGGUUAAAAAUGUACGUAUUUUAAACCACUACGAUCACCCACUAUUCAGUUAUUUUUAAUUGAAUCAUGUGCUUUGUUUUGCUGCCCUCUCGUGGCUGAAUGAGGCUUUUGCUCAAAGAAUGCUGUCUCAAUUAGUACCAAAUUAUUCCCCCUCAACUCGUUUUCACAAUACUGAGCGAGGCUCUUUGUAUUGUUUCUAUAACAGCAGUCAUGCACAAAGGCUCUUUUGGCUCACGAGUUGCAUUCACCAUCAGUAUGCUUUUGUGAUUUAGCUCCACUGACUAUUUUGUACUAUAAUGCAUCUUUUAUGAAAAGUAUUUGAUGCUUUAAAGGUAGAUUUGGGUUAGGGAUCAUUUUACUUGCUAGUUAUCUGGAUAUGUUAAGAAGCUGUACACUUGAACAGUAUCUUUAAUUUGACACAAACCACGUGCUGUUUGAUGACAUUUGAUCGGAUGCUUUUGUUGCAACAAACGCAUUAAUUCAGUGAGGUACUUUUUUAAUUCCUGACUCUCACUCCUGGAUUUUUUUAACUGAUUGACUUUAGAAGAUAUGGUUAACCAAUCAUAGAUUUCUGUUUCUAAGCCAGUAGAGUUCAUUUUUAAGCUUUGUAACAGUGUGCAGGUCAGCUGUAAUAAACUGAUGUGUACCUCA
This is a messenger RNA of Oreochromis aureus, 5693 nucleotides long. It is a transcript of the gene slc16a4, whose product is annotated as solute carrier family 16 member 4. The transcript has 12 exons. Gene Ontology annotation, biological process: transmembrane transport; monocarboxylic acid transport. NCBI's taxonomy places the organism in Eukaryota, Metazoa, Chordata, Actinopteri, Cichliformes, Cichlidae. Gene Ontology annotation, molecular function: monocarboxylic acid transmembrane transporter activity. The record is from RefSeq and is a predicted model, not a curated record. The coding region runs from base 855 to 2576 and encodes 573 amino acids.